Fraxinus pennsylvanica is the source of this 426-nucleotide messenger RNA. The record is from the annotation of a GenBank genome assembly. NCBI's taxonomy places the organism in Eukaryota, Viridiplantae, Streptophyta, Magnoliopsida, Lamiales, Oleaceae.
AUGGAAUCGCCGAAGACAAUUCCACACGAAAUUGGAGGACUGAGAAACGAUCCACUCCGAAAUGGACUUCAUGGCGUCAAGAGUGAUAUUAUAGGAUCUCACCCUCUUCAAUCUUCCUACCAAUCUGCGAAAGUGAGGCAAGAGGAUAUGAAGAAGAAAAUCUUAGCGAAUACCUACGGGGCGGCUUUUCCGUUGAAGAUGGAGCUCGACUGUCAAAUUAUUUCCAAAUUUCAAAGGCCUCCUGGAGCUAUACCAUCUUCCUUUUUGGGAUUGGAAGCCAUGAAUGGAACUCUGGAAGAUUUUGGCUUCCAAGACUACCUCAAUGAUCCAAGGGAGUUGGAAUCAUUCCGUCCAGUUGACAUGCAUCAUGGCAUGGAAGUGCGUUUAGGGAUGUCUAAGGGACCGGCCUGCCCCAGUUUUAUUUGA